Messenger RNA from Adelges cooleyi (spruce gall adelgid), 1069 nucleotides. Its product is annotated as protein obstructor-E-like. The record is from RefSeq and is a predicted model, not a curated record. NCBI's taxonomy places the organism in Eukaryota, Metazoa, Arthropoda, Insecta, Hemiptera, Adelgidae. Gene Ontology annotation, cellular component: extracellular region. Bases 185 to 880 code for a protein of 231 amino acids. Gene Ontology annotation, molecular function: chitin binding. The transcript is spliced from 6 exons.
CCGGGGUUCACACAUUAGUCGAUUGUAUUGCAGAGUGGUUCAAGAUCAUUUGGCUCGAAACAGACGCAGAAUUCGAUUGGAGCGCUGUCGGUGAAAGGUACAUACUGAACGUACAGUACAGUGUACCAGAAGUCGCCGAUUGUCUGUCAGGUCGAGUAGGUUUACAGUACCCGACACGUGCACGAUGGCCAUAAUCUGGACAAUAUUGGCAGUUUUUCUGCUAAAAGCUACAACAGUAAUCCAAUGUCAGCAAUAUAGUGAAGAGCAAGCGUCGCGAUGCCCGGAAAAGUACGGCGAACAGACAUACCCGCACCCCGAAUUGUGUGACCAGUUUUAUCUAUGCAGUAACGGAACUUUGACUCUUGAACAGUGCGGCAACGGUCUACUAUAUGACGGCAAGGGAGCCGCUUACCAUCACUGUAACUACCAUUGGGCUGUUAAUUGUGAUAAACGCAAAGCCGACCUUGUAGCUAUCAGCUCUCCUGGAUGUGACUAUCAAUUCGGUUUGUUUUCGGACGGUAGCGCUUGCAGCACCAACUACGUGAAAUGCGAACACGGAGAAGCGUAUUCUCUCCCUUGUGAACCCGGAUUAGCCUAUGACGACAGGAUCAAAAAAUGCAACUGGCCAGAUGCGUUGGUCGAUGUAGGAUGCAACCCAGCAGAAAUUAUCGGAUUCAACUGCCCGGAAAAAGUCGACCCGUACUCGGUAUCUGCUAAGUUCGAACCUUAUCCGAGAUUCGCUCUCCCUGGCGACCCUCACCGACUUAUAACAUGCGUUAAUGGCUAUCCCAGGCUGAUAUCUUGUGGCGAGGAUAGCAUUGUCGACGAAUCGUCAUUAACAUGUGUGGAACAAGAGUCUCGUUACAGAAACAGAAAUUAAAUCUUACCCUUAAUCCACUUGUGCCAUGUUUAUAACAUAUUACAUUCGACUCUACGGCGUACAAAAUAUUGUACAACCUUCGACAGUAUGACAUACAGCAACUCCCUUACUCAUACUCUAACAUUUAUACAUAUAUGUUUAUUUUGGAUUAUUAUACCUGAAAAAUACAUUUGAUAAAUUGUUUUUUAA